CAAGGAUUUCCUCCGAAAUCCCAUCACCGACGUUUUCGACUGAUCCGGAAGGAAGGAAAUACGAGACCGGAAGAGGAAAUCAGAGGAAAAACCAGAGUAAACUCUGGAAGCAAUUUUGAAGCGGGGUGCAGUCGAGUCGAAGUCGAUCCCAGUAUUCGAGGGUCAUUUCCGAGCGGACCUACUCAUGGUGACUGUCGCACCGGGGCCUUCACGAGGCCCAAAGGCAUGACGAAGGCUUGCUGGGGACCAUGGAACGCCGAGAGGGAUCCCAUUCACGGAUUGGAACAGAUGAGAAAUGAUUGCAGCAACUUGUUGCAGCAGCAACUUGUGACUGCAGUCACUUCUGGCUGUGGUCAGUUGCAGCAGUGGCAAGUUAGGAGAAAAGUCAUCGUCAUUCGAAGAAGACUUGCUGGACAGAAAAUGAGUUCAUUUCCGAGUGUGCUCACAGCAGCAGCAGGGAAACGCAUUCAGGACCUACUUGCAUCUGUGGCAAGAAUGCUGAAGUUCUGGAAUGUGCCACUGUUGACUCCUGGUGGAAUGCGGUCUCUAAAACGGUCGUCCUUUCAGUUCAAACUUCUACUCAAAAAAGACGACCAGUCCUACCCGAAGAGUAAAGGACUUAUAAGAGUCAAGUACCAUUGGAAGAAGCUGAGGUUGUUUUUUGACAACAACGCAUUCCAGGAAGUGUCUGGAGAUGACACUUGCUUCCAGCUGUCCUCCACACUGGCCAAAGAGGCCAGGGCCAGCAGCAGAGCUGAGCCCAUUAAUGCCAGAGGCUACAGACUAGAUGACAGCAGACUGUCCCCCUUGGAAUUGCUCAGGAAUGAGGUUGGCAAUGAGUAUGCCAUUACACAGAAAGGUGGCGGCAUCUAUACUGAAGGGUUCUCGCAACAAUGGAUGGUACUCCGGAAGACGGGUUUUGCUGGGUUGCCUCCGGGUUCCCGGGGUUCAGAAACCCCCGGAACCUCGUCUUGGCAACUCAGCUCCACUCUGUCUGCCUCUUUCUUCCAUCUUUUGGGUUGCACAGCUGCUGUGGUACCACCACCACCACCAUCACCGAGCAUGGCUCACUGCCAUGACCCUCUUGCUGUUCCACCAGCACCACAUGUCCUCUCACCAGUCACCGUCGUGUUCCCGGCCCGGGGACGGGUUGCGCCCCCAGUUUGUGGACGAGCUGCUCCUGACGCGCCACAACGCCAGGGCCUUUGUCCUACGAGCGUGGGACCUGUAACGGCAGUAACGCGGCGUGCUGUGGUUCGUGUGCAUGGUGAACGCCUACAACGACGGCCACUAGCUCGACCGUCACCUCCGACAAAGGCCGGGCUGUUCCGCCCUGCUGCCCGGAUGGACGAUCCACACGUGUUCCUGGGGCCCGUUUGCGACGACUACGUGCUGGCCCCAGUGGCCCGCUACGCCGCCGUCUGGGGCAUACCUGUCCUAACGCCUGCGGGCAGGGCCAAGGCCUUCCAGUGCAAACAAGAGUACGGGAUGUUGACUCGGAUGUCGGGCUCGUAUCAAAUGAUUGGGGGCCUGAUUGAAGAGCUUUUGGCUGCCUUCGGGUGGCGGAAAUUCGGUAUGCUUUUCGAGAGGAUCGGCCACUCUGACAACAUGGCCGCCUGCAAGCUCAUGACUGAAAGUGUUUACGAGAGGUUCAAUCAGUCGGUGCCGUUUGAGUAUUUCACCAGCAACAGGCCAGACUAUGCUGCCAUGCUGCUCAAUGUCACUAAAGAGGCUCGGAUAAUUGUUCUCUGUGCUUCGCCUGAGAGAGUGAGGAACAUCCUGUUGGCAGCUGAGGAGCUGAAUAUGAUUAGCAGUGGAGAGUAUGUGUUUUUCAACGUGGAGCUGCUCAACAGUGCUGACAGGGAGCCCUGGAGGAAUGUCAACGACACUGCGGAAAACAACGAAAGGGCAAAGAAAGCAUUCCAGGCUGUUCUCACUGUGACAGCCAUGACACCAGAGACCCAAGAGUACAACACCUUCUCCAAGGAGGUCAAACGAAGAGCCAGGACAAAGUACAAUUACACUUACGAAGAGGACAAUGUCAACACGUUUGUGACAGCAUUCUAUGAGUCAGUGCUGCUUUAUGCAUUAGCCUUGAAUGAGACCUUGAUGAGAGGAGGGCGAGUGAGUGAUGGCAGAACAAUUACCUCCUUUAUGUGGAACAGGACAUUUGAAGGAUUGAAUGGAAAUGUGACCAUUGAUGCCAAUGGGGACAGAAAAGCUGAUUACUCCUUGUUGGACAUGAACCCAGUCAGUGGGAAGUUUGAGGUAGUGGCAAAUUAUUAUGGGAGCACAGGGAUGCUGGUGAAUGUGCCUGGCAAGGAGAUACACUGGGCAGGUGGACGCAAUUCUCCUCCACCUGACACACCUCCAUGUGGUUUUGAUGGAUCUCUGUGUCCUGAUAAUACUUUUCCUGCUUAUGCCAUCGUGUCAAUUGUGCUCAGUACUGUGGUUUUCAUCCUCUGCAUCAUCUCUUUCUUCAUUUGGAGACACUACAUGAUGGAGGCAGAACUGGCUCAGAUGACGUGGAAAGUCGCCUGGGCAGACGUGAAGAUGAACUCGGGUGCGAUGAGCGGGAAGCAGCUGAAACGCGCUGGGUCCAGGAUGAGCCUGUCACGCAUAAAUUCAAAACAAGGAAACAGCUGCAGGGAGGAAACCUUGUACGCUUCCUUGAAGCAAAGUUUGGAUGCUUCAGAAACCUUCCUUGUGCUCAACAACUUGCAAGCUUUUUUGGAACAUCCACCUUUGUAUACAAACCAACAUUACAUGAUGGAGGCAGAACUGGCUCAGAUGACGUGGAAAGUCGCCUGGGCAGACGUGAAGAUGAACUCGGGUGCGAUGAGCGGGAAGCAGCUGAAACGCGCUGGGUCCAGGAUGAGCCUGUCACGCAUCAGCCUGGAUAGCACGUGUUCAGUUGGAUCCAUUUGCGCGGGAAACAACAAACAGCUUUAUACAAAGACUGCUGUUUACAAGGGUUCAAUAGUGGCAGUGAAAAAGCUAGGACCUCACAUGGAUGUCACAAGGCCUCUGCUGAUUGAAUUGAAACGGAUGAAAGACAUUCACCAUGACCAUUUGGUGAGGUUCAUUGGGGCCUGCAUCACUCCCUGUUGCAUUCUGUCUGAAUACUGUCCAAAGGGCAGUUUGCAGGACAUCCUGGAGAAUGACCACAUCAAGUUGGACUGGAUGUUUCGCUAUUCCCUCAUGCAUGACAUUGUCAAGACUAUUGGGGGAAGACAUUCUUUUGUAUUUUCCCCACACAAGAAAAAUGCAAGGGACAGUGUUUGGUGGCCUUGUCCUCAUGUGGAACUGGAUUUGAUGGCCUUGGGCAAAGGAGAAGCUCCAAACCCUGCAGCUCCUCCAGCAUUCAGAGGCAGUCUGCCAGCAAUGGCAGCAGCAUUUACCCCUGCAAAGGGAUUCACAAUCCCAGCUGUGGACUGGGGAGAAAUGGCAGGGGUCAGCAAGGAGUUGCCUGCAGUGGCCCCAAGCCCUUCUGAGGAGGGCCAGUUGCUGGACCAGGGCUGGGUUUUGAAAGGCAAACAGUCUGAGGAGGGCCAGUUGCUGGACCAGGGCUGGGUUUUGAAAGGCAAACAGAAAAACUUACUGCGAUCGGAACCGGAACCUUCGGUGCACAUGGGGUCACAAACCGGACAUCGGUUCCCGAACUUGAAGGUCGCUCCGCAGCCGGAGGGCAGAUGGGUCAUCAUAACCAGCAGCAGUAUCACUGCUGGAAGCAUAGUGAUGUUGUUGAGCAGAAUGUCCAUGACUCUGCUGCUGAUGAUGAUUAAGGGGUUGUUGAUAGGGAUGUCUUAUUUGCAUACCAGUGAGCUGAAAGCCCACAGGAAUCUCAAGUCAUCCAACUGCGUGGUUGACUCCAGGUUUGUGUUGAAGUUGACAGACUUUGGACUUGAAACUUUGAAAAGAGUACAAAUGAUUCACUCUCAACAACCUGAUGAGGAGGACUCUUAUGCCUACUGGAGAAGCAAGUUGUGGACUGCCCCAGAGCUGUUGGAGAUGAGCAAGAAGCCGCACAAGGAAGAUGGCCACCAACAGCACUUUUCAUCCCCUGGCAAUUACGAGAUUUACCAGCGGGCCGACGUUUAUUCCUUCGCCAUCAUCGUGCAUGAAAUAGUGCUGCGAGAAGGGCCCUUUUUCCUGGGCAACUCUGCUGCUCAGCUUUUGUGGACUGCCCCAGAGCUGUUGGAGAUGAGCAAGAAGCCACACAAGGAAGAUGGCCACCAGCAGCACUUUUCAUCCCCUGGCAAUUACGAGAUUUACCAGCGGGCCGACGUUUAUUCCUUCGCCAUCAUCGUGCAUGAAAUAGUGCUGCGAGAAGGGCCCUUUUUCCUGGGCAACUCUGCUGCUCAGCCACAUCCUCAAGAUUAUUAUCAUGACUGGAAAAGUGUUGAGGGAAGAGGGCAUAUCUUGCUGUGUGCUGCCCAGCACACGCAAUGUGCGGGAGGAUCCUUGCUUGGGAUCCCCGGAUCUGGAAGUGGUGAUUUCAGAGAUACUGAAGAGCUUCAAAUUAAUUUCAAGUUGGAAAAAAAGAGGUGUAAGUGCUGGCCAAUGACGAAUGUUGACCACCAGCCAGGUUUCAGCAGACCUCAGGUGCCAACAAUAGACCUGAACACAGACUCCCCGACAGGAGCGCCCUCUGUGUCCAGCAGAGACUCUAGCAUGUCUUAUUGCUCUUCUGGACUCUUGAAUGUGGCCAAUGCUGAGCUAAUGGCAUCCAGUGCGAGAAGCAAGUCUAAUCCGAAUGUGCUGACUUGCCUGUUGAGUCCUAGUUUAGAGGCGCCAUCUGACUUUGUCAGAGGCAAGUACAACUGCAAUGUGGAAUGCAGGUACUGCCAAUUCGUCAGCAGGGGUGUCAUCUCACCUGUCCGCUCUCCAUGCACUGGAAAUGGAAUAAUUACUGUUGGAGGGUCACUUCCUGUGAGGAGGACGCUUGUUGUUGGUGAAAUUGUUGAAGCAGUCAAGAGCCAUGAUAAGCCCUUCUGGAGACCAGCAAUCAGUGAUGAUACCUGCGAUGAAGAAGUCAUCAGGAUGAUGAAAAGCUGCUGGGCUGAUGAGCCCCUGGAAAGACCAGAUUUCCAGCAGCUCAAGGGCAUCAUUCGCAAGCUGAACAAUCGUCACUGCAGGAAAACCUUCUGCUGGUGGCUGUUGUUUGAAGAGACAAACAUGUUCUGGGUUUUUGAUGAGCUGGUGCUAAAACCCCGGGAAGACAAAAAAAAUCACAGGAAAACCCCCGGGGGUCGAUCACCUCAUCACCCAUGUCUCGGAAUACAAGGGAUCGACCCACUCGUGAAUGUGAUGAAUGGCGUCAAUAACCCCAGAACACCCCGCAAUUUUUUCCAAAUUGUUGAAGCAGUCAAGAGCCAUGAAAAGCCCUUCUGGAGACCAGCAAUCAGUGAUGAUACCUGCGAUGAAGAAGUCAUCAGGAUGAUGAAAAGCUGCUGGGCUGAUGAGCCCCUGGAAAGACCAGAUUUCCAGCAGCUCAAGGGCAUCAUUCGCAAGCUGAACAAAGAAAAUGAGAGUGGGAAUAUUCUGGACAAUCUGCUGUCCAGAAUGGAACAGUAUGCCAACAACUUGGAGGCCCUUGUUGAGGAGAGGACUGCUGACUACUUGGAGGAAAAGCGCAGAUGUGAAGAACUGCUUUACCAGCUAUUGCCCAAUUCCGCAGGAAGUUCUUUGAGGAAAUGCUUCCGAGCACGGGCGCAAUUAUCCACGAGGAAAUCUUUGUUGCGUGAAAAGAAAAAGAUGCGCUUCUCUUUAGAGAAAGAGUCCGUGGUUGAUCUCCUGAAUGACCUGUACACCUGCUUUGACUCCAUAAUUGAAAACUUUGACGUGUACAAGGUGAGUCCAGUUUGUGCUGGAGUUGUGGGACUGAAAAUGCCACGUUAUUGUUUGUUUGGCGACACUGUCAACACCACUUCAAGAAUGGAGUCUAAUGGUCUCCCUCUGAGGAUCCAUGUAAGUGCUGCCACCAAAGAAGCAUUGGAUCACUUUGGAACCUUCUUGCUUGAGUGCAGAGGAGAGGUUGAAAUGAAGGGUAAGGGAAAGCAAGUCACUUAUUGGCUGAAUGGAGAGAAAAACGCCCCCAAGACCCUGGACUUCCAGUUCACCCCAACCCCUCAGCCCAAUGGAAAUGCUGCAGUUGAUGAAGGUGGUGCCAGUGGCGCCACCAACCGGCUGCAAUUUGAAGACAUUCAAACAGGUCCCAGCACCAAGUUGCCCCAGGGCAAAAGCACUGUGGUGACUUAUGAGCCUGGGACAGGCACUUCACCCACCUCCAAGCUGCUGAGUCCAGUGUCGGAUGGGAACCAUGCAGGGGCGACACCUGUGGCAAAUCCAGGCACAGGCAAGGGCAUUCUCAAGGCUAACAACUCCAUUCCUGCUUGAAAACAGAAACAAAUUUAUUCCUUUCGAGAUUAAAAAAGUUACCUCUGAAACCUGGACGAUUAAAAGAUGAGUGAGUGCUGAAGAGAGAAUCAAUUGUUGACCUGUGCAACAUAUGAAUGAUUUAGGAAAGUAUUUAUUGAUUGUGAUGUCGAAAAAAAAAAGUUAACCAGAUGAGUGGAUCGUUUGCUGUGUGAGGAAACCGAUGAGGCUUUGAGGAAAAACGCACGAAAAAAGAAUGUUCCCUUUUGUCACUUUCUAAUACUGUAGCUGCUUUUCAUGAGAGAGAAGAAAAAAUAAGAGGAAUGUUGAUGUCCCUGAUUUUGCCAUUUACUAUAGUAUACUUGUGCUCAAUAUUAAAUCAGCGCAUGAUUUCCAAGAAGAACCCUUUCCAGUGCCAAAAAUCCAAGGACGAUUGAAAAGAUGUUUUCAGUUCCACUGGAAUCUCAAAACUGUCAAAACCUUCUGGGGCGAGAAAGGAUUUUCUUUCAAAAUAUAAAAAACGAGACCAUUUGAUAAAAUCAUGUCCCCUUUUAUGAUGCUGAGGUUUUAGAGAAAUGAGAAACUGGGAAAGUUUGAAUGUUGUUUUUCCUUUGUUCAUUUCUUAUACUGUUGGUGGAAGGAAAAUUUGUGUGUGGAAAAAUAUAAGAGGCUUCUUUACAAAA
Notodromas monacha is the source of this 7061-nucleotide messenger RNA. Lineage: Eukaryota; Metazoa; Arthropoda; Ostracoda; Podocopida; Cyprididae. The record is from the annotation of a GenBank genome assembly.